Gastrolobium bilobum is the source of this 903-nucleotide messenger RNA. Its product is annotated as heavy metal-associated isoprenylated plant protein 35-like. The record is from RefSeq and is a predicted model, not a curated record. Gene Ontology annotation, molecular function: metal ion binding. The coding region runs from base 1 to 903 and encodes 300 amino acids. The transcript has 3 exons. NCBI's taxonomy places the organism in Eukaryota, Viridiplantae, Streptophyta, Magnoliopsida, Fabales, Fabaceae.
AUGUCUGCUGAAGUUGCUUCACAACCAUUGAAGUAUCAGACGUGGCUCUUGAAAGUUUCUAUCCACUGUGACGGUUGCAGGAGGAAAGUAAAGAAAGUUCUACAGAGCAUUGAUGGUGUUUUUACUACAACAGUCGAUGCACAACAGCAUAAAGUAACAGUCACUGGAAGUGUUGGUGUUGAGAUCCUGAUAAGGAAACUGGUCAAAGCUGGAAAACAUGCUGAGAUUUGGCCGGAGAAUCUCGCCGGGAAGGGAAAGACCUCAUGCAAAGCGAAGAAGAAUAACGAACAAAGAGACCCAGAAAGCAAGGAAAAACAUUCUGCUACUAAUGCCAAAAAAAACCUCAUCUCUGGCAAAAGCAGGGGGAUUGAAAGUGCUGACAAAUAUAAUAAUGAAAGCAAUAUCAGCAACUCAAAAACUGGCGGCAGCUCGCCGGAAAAUUCUCCGCCAGGUGGUCUGGCUCCGGAACCUGACCGCAAGGGUGGUAAAAGUGAAGGAGGAACCGGAAAAAGUGGUGGAGAGGGUUCUGGUAAAAGGAAGAAAAAGAAAGGUCAGAGUGGUGGGAGUGGAAGCAAUGGGUUGAGUUCAGCAUCCACCAGUGCACCUGCACACACUGGAUUCCAAUUCCAGUGUCCUGACGAAGUUGUGGGCCAGGUGAAUCUAAGCCCCACACGUCAGCAAUCAUACCCGUAUCCAGUAACAUAUUAUCCUCCUUUGGUCUAUUUUGCAACUUACAACAGAUUAUGUCCCAUGGGAACAAUGGGUGGUCCUUCUUACUAUGUUCCACCGUCACCCUACAUGUAUGCAGGCAUGGAUCAAUAUCCUUGUCAAAUGCAAUCUACACCGUUGGUUUCCUUCGAGAUCUUCAGUGAUGACAAUGCUAAUGGGUGUUCUAUUAUGUGA